Messenger RNA from Spodoptera exigua (beet armyworm), 6988 nucleotides. The record is from the annotation of a GenBank genome assembly. Lineage: Eukaryota; Metazoa; Arthropoda; Insecta; Lepidoptera; Noctuidae.
UAGUUACUUACCCUCAAGUUUAAAUGUAACUAGAUUUUUGUAACAAAAACUUUAACAUAAGUACAGUAACAAAAUAUAAUGUAUACAGAAAUAAUAAUAUUUUGUGUUUUCUUAACUAUACAUACAUUUUAUAAACAUAUAACCUAAUCAGGUAUAAAUAUUAAAGUAGGUUAUAUCAUGAAAUAAACACUACAGAUAUUCUAUUACUAAAAUGUAUUAAAUACAACAAAAUAGUCAACAGUGUUCUUACCUAAACCAAUUAACAAUAUGUCAUUUCUUAUCUUCUGUAACUUCAUUUUUAAAACCUAACUUACUCCAAUCUUCUUUGGCCAUUAGGUUGUUAUCCAUUCUACAUCCAAGAUAUUCCUUAGCUUCAUCUCGACACAUAGAAUUAUUACCGUUAUUGUUCAAUAAACACUUCAUAUAUUUUCUCAUGCUAACUUUACAAACUCCAUCAUGAUCCAGAGGAAAGCUUCCCUUAUCUGGUGGGGUUGGUAUGAACUGUUUUUGCCCAAAAGUCAUUGCAGUCGACAUGGUAGUGAUUUGUAACAAUUAGAUUGAUAAAAUAAUACUAUAAUUCAUUUACCGGUAGAUAUAUUUGCGGUAAAUAUUUCCAAUAACAAUAUUAUAUUUUUAGUUAUUCCUUUCAAGUCUUCUGUCAGGCAAGGGACAACAGCUGAUCUAAUGACACUUGCAGAUUUUGACAGAACGUUUCAAAGACUAAUUUGUUUUCGUUUAGAAACUGUCAAAUCACAACACAUAAAAAUACCUCUUAACUUCUGGAUAAUAGCCAAUAUUUCCAUUACAACUUUCAACAGUGUAAACUAAGUUAAAAGUUUCUAUUCUGGGAUUACCUUAGACUUACUCCAUGAUGUGCUGAGCAAGAAAAUGUUCUAAGUGCACCAACAAUCUAACUGAACCUUCAACUGUCAAAAGAAGUCAGUUGUCAACUUGUUACUGUCAAGUCAAGUGUCAGCGCAACGAAAUGUGCAAAGCACAUUCAAGCACGUGCUAUUUAUUUACAAAUAGUAAAAUAACUAUUUUACAGUAAAAUGUCUCGACUUAUAGUUAAGAAUUUACCAAAUAAGGUAACAGUAGAAAAAUUAAAAGAUAUAUUCGGUGAAAAGGGCGAAGUAACUGAUGUCCAAUUGAAAUACACGAAAGAUGGCAAGUUUCGGAACUUUGGUUUUAUUGGAUACAGAACAGAAGAACAAGCGAAUCAAGCGAGAGAAUACUUUGAUGGCACAUGCAUAAAUUCUAUGCAAAUACAAGUCCAAACAUGUGCAAACUUGGGUGAUGAGAAAAAGCCAAAAGCUUGGAGUAAAUAUGCUCCAGACAGCAGCGCAUACAAGAAACUCCACAAAGAUGAAAUUGAAGACAAAAAGAAGGCAGAAAAGAAAGAGAAAAAAGUUGAGAAAAACAAAAAUAAAAUUAAAGAACUUCUAAGAAAGCACAAAGAUGAUCCCCUAUUUGCAGAAUUCAUAGAAGCCCAUGUGAAUGACAAAACCGCUUGGAUAAAAGAAGCUUUAGAUUCUGCUUCAAAGAGUGAUGCUGAUGAUGAUGAUGAUAAUGAAAAUAACAAUGAGGACAUUAAUGAUAAACAGAAAGAAACCCAAGAGCAUGAAAAUCCUAAAGAAGACAACAAAAGUAAGAAAGAAAAAAAAGAAGAUAAACCAGAACCUAAAAAAGUUGCGGAUACCGCAAUCAGUGAUUUAGAGUACAUGAAACUAUUAAUGAAGAAAGUGGGAGGUCCGGGUAAGGAAAAUGUUGCUGAGGAAACAAAUGAACAGACUACAGAGGAACAGCAGCCAAAGAAAAUAAGAAAUAGGCCAUUGUUUCAUGUUAAAAUUAUGGGUUUACCUUACAAAUGUAAGAAAAAGGAUAUUAAAGAAUUCUUCAGGCCACUUGUCCCCUUUUCAAUAAGAUUGCCUUAUGGGAAAGGAAAGAAGGUUACUGGUUUUUGUUACGUUGGGUUUAGAACUGAGAAGGAGCUUAAAAAGGCUUUAGGAAAAGACAAAUUGUUUUUAGGUAAUCAUCGAAUUCAUAUACACAAAUAUGAAGAUAAAUCUAAAUUAGCUGCAGAGCAGGAAGAGGAAACGAGUAGAAAGAAAAGAGAAGAGUCUUCAAAUAACGAAGAAAGUAUAGGGGAAAGUGGGAGUAUAUUUGUUCGGAAUCUGCCGUACGUGGUAUCCGAGGAGGAACUCACAAGCUUAUUUGAGAAAUAUGGUCCUCUAGCCGAGGUCAACAUGCCAAUAGACCCAAUCUUGCGGCAACCGAAAGGUUUCGCGACGGUAACGUUCGUGAUGCCGGAACAUGCGGUGAAAGCAUACACUGAACUAGACGGCACAGCGUUCUGCGGCAGAAUGCUACAUCUGCUACCCGCCAAGUCUGAGAAACUCGAAGAUGAUGAAGACGAUGAAGGUCUAUCGUUCAAAGAGAAGAAAGCAAAGAAGCUAAAAGCGCAAGCGAAGUCUUCCCACAAUUGGAACGUAUUAUUCCUUGGCACCAAUGCAGUCGCUGACGUCAUCGCAUCUACCUAUAACACCACUAAGGAACAGCUACUCAAUGAUAAUAACAAGAAUACAAGCGCUGCUGUUCGAUUAGCCCUUGGUGAAACACAGCUAGUCGCCGAAACCAGAGCUUUUCUUGAAGGAAAUGGGGUGUAUUUGGAAGCAUUCAAUAAACCCGCAAAAAAGAGAUCAAAGACGUGCAUUCUUGUCAAAAAUUUACCAGCAAACACCGAAAAAGAAGAAAUAAAGUCUUUGUUUGUAAAACACGGUCAGAUAGCAAGAUUCUUAAUGCCACAACAUGGCAUAACAGCCCUUGUUGACUUCAUUGAACCGUUUGAAGCAAAAAAGGCAUUCACAAAACUGGCAUAUUCACAAUUCAAGAGCGCGCCGCUAUAUUUAGAAUGGGCGCCUGAAAAUGUGUUUAUAAAAUCUGCUGAGAAAAUUGAUUCGGAUAAAAAUACGAAUGCGACGCAAUCUGAUGACGUACAAGAUGAAGUUGAAACCUCAUCUUCCACCGCACCUGUACCUAAAGAGCCUGUUAGCAAUAAUCAAAAAGUUCAAGAGAAGGAUGAAACAGAACUGGAAGAACCCGAAAACGAUACAACGCUGUUCGUUAAGAAUCUUAAUUUCAAAACAAACGAAGAUAGUCUAAAAGCGCAUUUUUCUACGGUUGGUAAAGUACACAGUGUGUCUAUUGCGAAAAAGAAGGAUCCAAAAAAUCCUGGCCAGUUUCUUUCAAUGGGCUAUGGCUUCGUGCAAUAUUAUAAAAAGGAACACGCCAAUGAAGCCCUUAAAAAUCUGCAAGUUACUACUUUGGAUGGAAAGUCUCUGGAAUUAAAGAGAUCAGAAAGAGGAAAUACAAAUGAAGUAAGAACUUCUAAGAAGAGCAAUAAAGAUACGGCUCAAAAUGGCACAAAAAUUCUCGUACGAAAUGUACCGUUUCAAGCAAAUAGAAAUGAAUUACAUGAAAUUUUUCGGGCUUUUGGUGAAAUCAAAACUUUACGACUGCCUAAAAAAUUAACUCCUGGAUCGGACCAACAUCGAGGUUUUGCAUUUGUAGACUACUACACGAAAGCUGACGCCAAGUCUGCCUUCGACGCACUGUGCCAGUCGACCCAUCUUUACGGGAGGAGACUAGUGUUAGAGUGGGCGGAGCAAGGUGAUGAAACAGAAGACGUCGCCUUGUUAAGAAAAAGAACCGCCCAAAGUUUUAAUGCGCAAGCUCCAGGAGGCAAGAAAUCUAGAAAAGGUGCUGUUGAUGUUGAAAAAUUCGUUGAGGGUGAUGAUAGUGCUAUGUAAAAUAAAUUAUUAUAUAAUUGAAUUUUCUGGUUUUAUUAAGUACCUAUAUUUUCAUUUUGUAUAAUAAAUCAAACAAAAUUGUAUUAUAAUUAUUCGUCUUUAUUUUAUGCCAAAAUAGUUACAAGUGAAUUGGAUGGCAUACAUGUAAAUUUGUCGUGACUUUAGUUUGUUACAAUGGCGAACUAUGAAGAAUCGCAAUAAGUUUCCAGAACUAAGGUACUCUUAAUUUAUUAAUGCCCUAGUAUUUACAAAGUUAACACAGAUUUGAAUAACAUAAUGAUAACAGUUUUUGAGGCAUUUCUUUAACUUUCAAUGUUUCAAUUAAAACUAUAAAGAAAUAUAUUAUUAUAUUUGACAACUAAACAAACUUAUGAUUUAGUUUUUAGAGAAAUGUUUACUAUAAAUAUACCACCAGUCAUUGCACUAUCAGUGAAGUACCAGUACCAUUAAGAUAUCAUAAUUUAACACUAUAAAGACUGGGAAAUAUUUACACACAAUUACAAUAGCAUGAUGGUAAUCUAGGAAUCCUAGUUAUAAUAUUAUGACUAAAAUUAUAAUUAAAAUACAAUAUAAUAACAGAACAGAUUGGCCAGUUCAUAAAUUACUCUAGAUAUACAUAAUUAUAUUGUUUAUAUAGCAUACCAUCAUAACUAUUUACUAUAAAAUUAUACCACAAUAACUUGAAAUGUCACAUGCACCUUCCUCUUUCUCUUAGCUUUAAUACUCUCAUAUUUAGCAUUAUAAUCAAACUACAUGUUCUAUUCAAUUCAGCUUUAUAUUACAUACAAUUUGACUACUAGUUUAUAUUUUUUCACACUUAAAAUAUUAUAGGACACAUUGCAAACAAUGAAAAAGAUUGAAGUAUGAUAAUAUACCUACAUGAGUAGGUCUACUACUAUGAUGAUGUUGUUUUAAUUGAAAACAUGACAAAACAUAUCAUGGCAGUGAUAAAUAAUAGAUUUGAAUACAUUUAGUAAAAUUUAUAAUUUCCAUAGUGAAGAAUUUUAAUUAUUAUAAUAACUUUUAUUUUCAUUUAUAAAGAGUUCAAAGUAGGUGCCUAGUAGUAUGUAAUUACAAUAAUCUAAAUGCUAUUUAGCACACUUAAUUUUUUUAAGGAAUGUUUUCAACAUAUUAUUUUGAAAUUACACUGAUUGACACUUUAAUUCACACAAGUUUGAACCAAUUGUAAAUGCUAUUUGUUAAUUUGAUUGGUUUAUGUUGUUACAUUCCCAAAAGGUUUAAAUUGCAAUCUUCUAUAACAAAACCCUCAAAUAUAAUCACAACAUUUCAAUCAAUCUUAACAGUUGAAUAAAUCUUCCUGACAAAUAUGCUUGUGCCAAUGUAUCCCACAGUCCCACAAAUAAUACCAAGUGCUAAGCUGAACAGAGCCAUGUAGCCAAAAUAGAAUGUAGUUUGAAACAGACCAUACAUUUUCGUUUUGAAAAUGAAGUAAUAGAAAGAGUACAGAUAAACAUAGAUAGCUGUACUACCAGCAGACAGGAAACUAGUCCACUGCCAACGAUAAUCCUCAGCAUUCAACAAAAAGUAAGUGCAAACAAUGGUAACACAGACAGUAACAAUCAUCAAGAUUAGGAAUACCAACAACAUAAAGCCAUACACAUAGUAAAUUUUGUAUGCCCAGAAUGAGGUGAAUAUGAAAUACAUUUCAAUAAAGAUUGAACCAAAUGGUAAUAUUCCUCCUACAAUAAUGAUUAUGAAAGGUUCCAUGAACCAUUUCUUCUCUGGAAUAGGUCUUGGAACAGCAUUAAUACGACAAGGAUAAUCAGGCUGACCUGCUAAAUUGCGACCCAGAACUGUCCCUACUAAAGUUAGAGGCAGUAUCACAAAAGUACAAAUGGACAUGACAGCUAUCAUACUACCAAAUGGAAUAGCUCUAGAUGCAUGAUAGUACAUGGCAAUAAAGUUGAUAAAGAAAGCUGUACCACAAACCAGCACAGGUAAUAAAAAUGCUGAUAACAACAUUUGUUUUAUCCAAAGCUUACCCCCCAUUCUAGCAUAGAGAGAUCCACCAAAGUACCCAUUUACUGGAGAUGUGGCAGCAUAGAUAAAUAUGGCUGUGGAUAGUAGAGAUCCCCUUUCAGUAUACAGUUCACCAAAUAUUGUGAAUAUGAUAACAGCUAAUGUCACUACUGUGAGUUGGUAUCCACUUCCAAUCAAUGCUGAAAAUACUGGUAAAUGUGGGACAGGUCGAAACACAUCGCCAUGGACUUGUUUCCAACCAUAUUCAUCUCCCAAAUCCUUCUCUAAAUCAUCCAGAUCAUCAUCCUUUGAAUAUCUUGCAUAGUCUUUUCGAAGUGUUCUCAUGAGUAUCAUAGAAACAAGUCCUACUAAGAAAAUAACCAUCAUGAAACUGUUGAAGAUACUGAACCAAUGAAUGCGAUGCUGGAAAAAGUUUGGAUCCAAAUAUUUAUCAAAGCGAUCUUCAAAGUUGAUUUUACUUUUCUUCCAAUUAACUUCAUAAGUAAACGGAAUGUUCGCGUCGGGGGUAAGUAGCUCCUUAUUUUCAGCUGUAAGGUUUACUUCCACAAUUCGGUUACCAUUGUAUCCAAUGUCGAAUUUCUUGUGAGUCCAAAUGUAGUAAUGGUCCCCAUCAAUUUCGCCCACAGUUCCCCAUAUCGGUAGAUCAUCUAUGUACAUUUGGUACCAAUAGUGAUUCUUCACCGCAUACACGAGUGCUUUGUAGGAUUGAUCAUUUAGUUCGAUAGCACAAAAUUGCUGCGCCGGUAUGUUAUCCCCGAAGGUGAUGUCAAGACCACUGAAUUCCAGUUCGACUCCCUGGAGUGCUUCAGAUAAGGUCUCAUGGUAAUGUCCGAUUGUCACUUUAGUACCUACGCAAAAAGGUAAUGAAAAAUAUGCAUACGUCUCUUGGCGAUUGUGAUACGGCCCUACUGUAUUCAUCCAGAGCACCACUUGUUCACCAUUCUUAUAAGUAUGUGUAUGUUCGUCACAAUUAACUAUAGUCCAAAAAAUAAACAAUAAAUAUAAAUAUUUCAUUUUUGUGCAGCAAAUAACUUCUUAAAACCAAUUAAAGUACAAGUAAAAUAAACAUAACACGUAUGUGAAAUGCCGAUGUCGGACAUCUAUGGCGUGGUAUUGCCACUAAAAAUAAUAAAAAGAAAGUUACUCUAUAUGACAACAUAAUUGAUAGUACGUUAUUG